AUGUUUUCAGAGCUUACAGCUUACUUCGUGGUUGGCCAUAUCAUUGAACUUAAGAUUGAUCAAAUGUAUGAUAAGGUCAUAUCCAUGCCAUGGUAUAAGCUCCCGCCGAAGGAACAGAAAGAGUUUUGUUACCUUUUAUCCAGACAACAGCGUCCUAUGAUGUUGACAGCUUAUGGGUUUCACCCGAUGAAUUUUGAGGCGUACAUGAGCGUCUUGAGAGGUUUAUAUCAGUUCUUUGUAAUGGUCAUGCAGUACGUCGGAUAA
Molecule: messenger RNA, 264 nt
Organism: Anopheles marshallii
Lineage: Eukaryota; Metazoa; Arthropoda; Insecta; Diptera; Culicidae
Exons: 3
Coding region: 1-264 (87 amino acids)
Biological process (GO): detection of chemical stimulus involved in sensory perception of smell; sensory perception of smell
Cellular component (GO): plasma membrane
Molecular function (GO): odorant binding; olfactory receptor activity
Source: RefSeq, a predicted model, not a curated record